Ctenopharyngodon idella (grass carp) is the source of this 5687-nucleotide messenger RNA. RefSeq names its product solute carrier family 4 member 2a (gene slc4a2a). The record is from RefSeq and is a predicted model, not a curated record. Gene Ontology annotation, molecular function: solute:inorganic anion antiporter activity; monoatomic anion transmembrane transporter activity. The coding region runs from base 473 to 4234 and encodes 1253 amino acids. Gene Ontology annotation, biological process: regulation of intracellular pH; transmembrane transport; bicarbonate transport. NCBI's taxonomy places the organism in Eukaryota, Metazoa, Chordata, Actinopteri, Cypriniformes, Xenocyprididae. Gene Ontology annotation, cellular component: apical plasma membrane; plasma membrane; basolateral plasma membrane. The transcript is spliced from 24 exons.
UAGAGCCGUAUUGUUGAGUCAUGUCCCCUCAGUCACAUGUUUGUCAGAGGGCUAAAGGAGGAAACUUAAUCGAGGGGGGAGGGACAGCUAUCAGUGGGUGCCUCAAGGUUGGAAGUGAACAGAAUGUGUGUGUGACAGAUAGAGAGAGAGAGAGAGAGACAGAGAGAGGUUAGGGUAAAAGAGUAGUGUGCUUCUACUUCCAGAACAGCUUUUCUGUUCUCCAAUCACUGCCUUUUUUCACCUCCUGUCCCUCCUCCUUCUCUGUGUCUUUUUCUUUCUCUGCCUUUCGGUGGCUGUUUGGCUUCAGUGGGUCUUUGCCAUCACACUACAAUGACUGCUGUAGCUGUAGUCUGCCUGCAGUGAGCAUUCUGAGGUUAUGCUGCCCGAAAGUUCCCAGUUGAGUCUGAGUGAAAAAGAAAAGGGCUAAAGCCAGCGCACUUUACAGCAUCAUCCACAAACCUGACCAUAAGCAAUGAGUGACCCUCAGGAUGCCAAUGACGUCACUUCUGCCGCAGGCUUGACAAGACAUUUGCCUGUUGCAGUGCAUUCUCCCCCCCAGCGAUGUGAUGACGAUGACGAUGACGAAGGGGACUUGAACAAGGCACUGGGAGUGCAGCGCUUCCAGCAGAUCCUCACGCCCGCCCAGCGCGUGCCCAUCGAACAGCACCGCACAUUUAAUGAGGAGGACUUUGAGUAUCACCGCCACACCUCUCUACACAUUCACCACCCUCUGUCAAAACUCCCAGAGGGCCGGAGGAAAAAGACCGGGAGGAAGCGGAAGGACUCAGGACGGAGGAGGAGUUCAUCCAUGGGAGCAGCUCCCCCGAUAGAUGAGGAUGAUGAGGAUGAAGAGGUGGAUGAAGAUUCCUGCAGUCAGCAAGACAGAGAGGGCAAUGUCACCACCACACCUACACCGGACACGGACACAGAGGCGUACACCGAGCAGGCAGAGUUUUUUGUAUCAGAAGAUGACCCCAACUCCACUGUAAAAAAGAACGGUAAAGCUUCACCUCAUCGAAAAGUGUCAAUCAUACCCCAUUCAACACUUCACACCAGUAUCAGCAUCCCAGAAGAUGUUACAACAACCGUGGGCAGAAAUUGGGUUCGUAAUCUGCCCAAUGGGAGACGAGUGUCCGCACCAUGUUUGUUUCCAAGUUUGAGUUCGCCAGACGGCAACUCUAAGCCUGGCCGCAGCUAUGAUCUGCACGAGCGGCGCCGCACAGGCAACAUGACGGGCACUGCGCUCGCACACUACCAACACAUGCCCACUGAUGAGAGCGAGGCACAGACGCUCGCCACGGUUGACCUGGAUGGCAUUAAGAGUCACCGGUUUGAAGAUGUCCCUGGUGUGCGGCGGCACCUGGUUAAGAAGAGCGCAAAAGGUCAGGUGGUCCACAUUGGCAAGGACCACAAAGAACCCAGCAGUCGUAUCCGCACUAAGCUGGAUCGGACCCCACAUGAGAGGAGAUCAUGGCCCUACUACACGGACCACAGGGUUCGUCAUGCCCAACAGCUGAAGGUGUUUGUUGAGCUGAACGAGUUAGUGAUGGAUAAGAACCAGGAGAUGCAGUGGAGGGAAACAGCUCGUUGGAUCAAGUUUGAGGAGGAUGUGGAGGAGGAGACCGAACGCUGGGGGAAACCUCAUGUAGCUUCUCUCUCAUUCCGCAGCCUGCUGGAGCUCCGUAAGACCAUUUCACAUGGUGCAGUGUUGUUGGACCUGGACCAGAAGACCCUUCCUGGUAUUGCUCAUCAGGUUGUGGAACAGAUGAUCAUCUCAGAUCAGAUCAGAGCACAGGACAGAGCCAACGUGCUCCGAGCCCUUCUGCUCAAACACAGUCAUCCGAGUGAUGGCAAGGAGCACAGCUUGUUUAAACGGAACAUCUCUGCAACCAGCCUUGGCUCUCUCAUAUCUCAUUACCAUAGCAAUAACCAUAUCGCAGCACCUGAGCCCCCUGCCACAGACCCGCUCAUGGCAGGACUACGUAAUUUUGAAUCACGCAGCAGUGUAGACUUAGAUAAGAAUGAGAAAGACACACCUCAGUUUUUUGGUCUGCACAAGACCAAAUCUAAACAUGAGCUAAAGUUGCUUGAGAAGAUUCCCGAGGAUGCAGAAGCGACCGUUGUCCUUGUGGGUAGCGUGGAUUUCCUGGACCAGCCCACCAUGGCCUUUGUGAGACUGCAGGAAGCAGUUCUGUUAGAGUCAGUUCUAGAAGUACCGAUUCCAGUACGGUUCAUUUUCGUGCUCCUUGGCCCACCCAGUGCCAAUGUUGACUACCACCAAAUCGGCCGCUCCAUAUCAACACUUAUGUCGGAUAAACACUUUCAUGAGGCGGCAUAUUUGGCAGAUGAGCGCCAGGACCUGCUGACAGCCAUCAACAGCUUCCUAGACUGCAGUAUUGUGCUUCCUCCAUCUGAGGUCGGAGGAGAUGAGUUGCUGCAUUCUAUUGCCCGCUUCCAGAAAGAGAUGCUGCACAAGAGACAUGAGCAAGAGGUCAAACUACAGGCCAAGGAACUUAAGAGCCCCGAGGACAUGGCUUUUUAUCCACCUUUAAAACCUGCAGACGACGAUCCUCUUCAGAGAACGGGUCGGCUGUUUGGCGGGGUUAUCCGAGAUGCACGACGCCGCUACCCUAAAUACAUCAGCGAUUUUAAGGAUGCCCUAAGUCCUCAAUGCAUGGCCACAGUCAUAUUUAUUUACUUUGCUGCCCUUUCUCCUGCCAUCACCUUUGGCGGACUAUUGGGUGAAAAGACAGAUGGUUUGAUAGGUGUGUCAGAGCUGAUUAUUUCCACUGCCGUGCAGGGAAUGUUGUUCUGCCUGGUUGGGGCUCAACCUCUUCUAGUGGUGGGCUUCUCUGGACCCCUUCUAGUAUUUGAAGAGUCCUUCUAUUCAUUCUGCAAGUCCAGUGAAAUCGAGUUUCUGACAGGACGUGCGUGGAUUGGAAUUUGGUUGGUCAUCAUUGUAGUUCUCACGGUGGCCUUUGAAGGGAGCUUCCUGGUGCGAUUUGUGACACGCUUCACCCAAGAGAUCUUCUCCAUCCUUAUCUCUCUCAUCUUCAUCUACGAGACCUUCUUCAAGCUGGGCAAAAUCUUCAUGGAUCAUCCUCUCAAGAGCUGCUAUGGGCGAGAAGAAAAUGACACUGCUUUACCAACACCCACCAGUGACGGCAGGUCUUCAGAUGCCUCUCAAACCCUAAACCAGCCAAACACCGCUCUCCUCUCCCUGGUGCUCACGUCAGGCACCUUCUUCAUUGCCUUCUAUCUGCGUAAAUUCAAGAACAGCGCUUUUUUCCCUGGCAGGCUCCGAAGGGCUAUUGGAGAUUUUGGAGUUCCUAUUGCAAUCUCCACCAUGGUCCUGUUGGACUACAGCAUUAAGGACACUUACACACAGAAACUAAGUGUUCCUGAUGGCUUCUCUGUGACCAGCCCGGACAAGCGCGGUUGGUUCAUACACCCAAUGGGCUCUGACGGCCAGUUCCCCAUUUGGAUGAUGGUUGCCAGCAUUCUACCGGCUCUGCUUGUCUACAUCCUCAUUUUCAUGGAGACUCAGAUCACCACUCUUAUUGUGAGUAAGAAGGACAGGAUGCUGGUUAAGGGCUCAGGGUUUCACCUGGACCUGCUAAUCAUCGUGGCCGCGGGUGGGAUUUCAGCACUGUUUGGGCUGCCAUGGUUGACUGGUGCGACUGUUCGUUCUGUAACUCAUGCAAAUAGUCUUACGGUGAUGAGCAAAGCCGUCGCUCCUGGCGACAAACCUCGCAUUCAGGAAGUAAAAGAGCAGAGAGUAACAGGAUUUCUGGUGGCUUUUCUUGUAGGUCUCUCCAUUGUGAUUGGAGAUCUUUUGCGGCAGGUUCCUAUCGCUGUGUUGUUUGGUAUAUUCCUCUACAUGGGAGUGAUGUCUCUCAAUGGGAUCCAGCUAACAGAACGCAUGAUGCUGCUCUUCAUGCCACCGAAGUACCACCCUGACCACACCUAUGUCCGCAAGGUGCGUACUCUCCGCAUGCACCUGUUCACUUGUUUGCAGCUGGUGUGCCUGGCUGUGCUGUGGAUUGUAAUGUCAACCGCGGCCUCGUUAGCCUUCCCGUUUGUCCUUCUCCUCACUGUGCCAUUCAGGAGGUUCCUGUUGUCCCGAAUAUUUACUCACCGUGAGAUACAAUGUCUUGACGCAGAUGAUGCAGAGCCGUCGUUUGAUGACAGAGAAGGUCAAGAUGAAUAUACAGAGAUGCAAAUGCCAGUAUGACCUCAUUCCUCUUCUGUCACUACCUGGGCUGGCCUGACUUUCUUUUCAGGCAGAGAUGUCCAAAUGUACUGCCUGUCUUUAACAUUUAUCAAUGUUUGUUCCAUUUUGUUUUUGCUUAAUUCAUGGAGUCGUUAUAUUUAUACAUAUGUAAAAGUGUUAAAUAUUUGCUCAAUGUCACUUGUAUCUGUUGCGUAAAGAAAUCUCUGUCUCCUGUACUAUUAAUAUUUUAUCUGUUUAUUUAUCAGAGUUGAAAUGUUAUUGUGCUAUGUAUGUGUUGUGGAGGGUUAAAUGAAUUCAUGAUCUCCAGUCAACUCAAAAUGAUACCGGAAGCACUUUAAGGCAAAUUGAAGCCUUUUCUACUGCUUCGUUACAUUUCAUUGCAAGAUGACAUAUAGUGUACUCCUGAUAAUGAACAACUGUACAUAAUAACAUUAAUGCACACACAAUAUUUUUGUAGCUAAACAGAAAUAUGUAUCUACAAGCAUUGGCACUUGUGACAAAACCAGUUUAUUUGGAUAGAAGAAGAGAUAUACGUGAAUAACUGUGAAUAUGUUGUCUUUUGAAAAGAGAAAAGGUUGCAUAGCUAUUUUGAAACCAGUUUUCUCACCAGAGCACCAAAGAGGGCUGUGUGUUUAUAUCACAUGAACACUAAGGGAAUCAUAUAAGUAGUCUUUAAUAGUCACAAUAGCACAUAAGACUACAAAAAGAGUCAUUUGAUUAUAGUGGAUUUUAAUUGCCCAGUUUGUAUGAAAGAGAGAAAAGCCAUGGUCAUUGUUAAAAGGAGUGUUUUAUGGAGUUUGAAAGGUUACGUUUUGCACCAUCUCUGCUAUGAUGAAUAAUGUUGUUAUGAUUAUAAAUCACCAACUACACUUGUGAAAUGGUUUGAUCGUUUGCUGCACUACUGUUUUAGUUUUAUUAACAAGUUUCAUAGGUGAAUAUUUGUCAUUUGAGGUACAGAUUUAGAAUGUAAACGAGCAAAGGCAAGUGUAGUAGAUUUGGUAUAAUGCUGUAAUCCUUUUCUUAACUGUGUACAUUCCAGUGAUGAUCUUGCGAAUAAUUAAUUUUAUAAAGAAGGGACUACAUCUAAGAUGUUGUUUAGUCUGUUGUGUAUGGUUUAAAAAAAAUGUCAAUGUGUAUUUUCUGCUACUAAAACAGUUCAUUCUACAGUUUUCAUAACUAGCGUGCACACUGUAGUAGUGCCUUUUUUUCCACUUGAUUCUUAAUUUCAGAUACAAUGUUGCUUUUACAAAGCUGAAGAAGUGACCUUAGCAAGAAAACAAAACACUGCAAGUGUGAUAGAGAAAGAUGUGUUCAAUAACAGAUUUUUGUGAUUAUUAAUUAAUAUAUUACUGUAGAAUGUCAAUGAUUUGGGCAUAUCUUUUGGUUUUAGCUCUGUAAAUACUUAAGAGCACAGGCCCAAACAUAAUAAAAUAAUGGAACUGAUUUUACAUAA